Bubalus bubalis (water buffalo) is the source of this 4822-nucleotide messenger RNA. RefSeq names its product dehydrogenase E1 and transketolase domain containing 1 (gene DHTKD1). Gene Ontology annotation, biological process: tricarboxylic acid cycle. Bases 133 to 2898 code for a protein of 921 amino acids. The transcript is spliced from 17 exons. The record is from RefSeq and is a predicted model, not a curated record. Gene Ontology annotation, molecular function: oxoglutarate dehydrogenase (succinyl-transferring) activity; thiamine pyrophosphate binding. Lineage: Eukaryota; Metazoa; Chordata; Mammalia; Artiodactyla; Bovidae.
GGUUUUUCCCCUCGCCUCCAGCCUAAGGCCUCUCACCUCCCGGGCGGUGGGUCCGCGCCGGAGCGACCUCCCUGCGGCCGCGGCUCCUGGACGUUCCGCUCAGAUCUCUGGGCCCCGGGGGCCUGGUGGAACAUGGCCUGGGCCGCUGUGGCAGCAGCAAGACUGGGCCUCGGCCGGGCCGCUCCGCUCUUCCUCCGGCGCGGCUACCAGACAGAGAGGGGUGUCUAUGGCUACCGGCCGAGGAAGCCCGAGAGCCGGGAGCCCGAGGGCGGCCUGGCGCGCCCCCCAGUGGACCAUGGCCUUGCCAGGUUGGUGACGGUGUAUUGUGAGCAUGGGCAUAAAGCUGCCAAAAUCAACCCACUCUUCACUGGUCAAGCCCUGCAGGAAAAUGUACCUGAAAUCCAAGCCCUGGUGCAGACUCUGCAGGGACCCUUUAAUACCACAGGAUUAUUGAACAUGGAGAAGGAGGAGGCCUCUCUUGAGGAAGUCGUUGCCUAUCUCAACCAGAUCUACUGUGGGCAGAUUUCUAUCGAAACCUCUCAGCUUCAGAGCCAGGAGGAGAAAGACUGGUUUGCCAAGCGGUUUGAGGAACUGAAGAAGGAGGCAUUUACCACAGAAGAGCGAAAACACCUGUCAAAAUUAAUGCUAGAAUCUCAGGAGUUUGACCACUUUUUGGCCACCAAGUUUGCCACAGUGAAGCGAUAUGGAGGCGAAGGAGCAGAAAGCAUGAUGGGCUUUUUCUACGAGCUGCUGAAAAUGGCGGCUUACAGCGGAGUAACCGAUGUUAUUAUUGGGAUGCCCCAUAGAGGGAGGCUGAACUUGCUGACGGGCCUUCUACAGUUCCCUCCAGAGCUGAUGUUCCGUAAAAUGCGAGGCUUAAGUGAGUUUCCAGAAAACGUCUCAGCCGUUGGCGAUGUCCUGUCUCACCUAACAUCCUCGGUUGACCUGGACUUCGGUGCGCACCAUCCCCUCCACGUGACUAUGCUGCCCAACCCCUCGCACCUGGAAGCCGUGAACCCUGUGGCAGUCGGGAAGACUCGGGGCAGGCAGCAGUCCAGGCAGGAUGGGGACUACUCCCUGGACAGUUCAGCUCAGCCUGGGGACAAAGUCAUCUGCUUACAGGUUCAUGGUGAUGCUUCUUUCUGUGGUCAAGGGAUUGUUCCUGAAACAUUUACGCUCUCUAAUCUCCCACAUUUCAGAAUUGGUGGGAGUGUCCAUUUGAUUGUCAAUAACCAGCUGGGUUACACCACUCCUGCAGAAAGAGGAAGGUCUUCCUUAUACUGUAGUGACAUCGGGAAGCUGGUGGGCUGUGCCAUCAUUCACGUCAAUGGAGACAGCCCAGAGGAAGUGGUGCGGGCCGCACAACUGGCGUUCGAAUACCAGCGCCAGUUCCGGAAAGAUGUGAUUGUUGACUUGUUGUGCUACAGGCAGUGGGGCCACAAUGAGCUGGACGAGCCCUUCUUCACCAACCCAGGCAUGUACCAGAUCAUCAGAGCCCGGAAGAGCAUCCCCGAUACGUAUGCAGAGUACCUUAUGGCCAACGGACUCACAACCCAGGAGGAGGUGUCGGAAAUCAAAGCCUCCUACUAUGUGAAGUUAAAUGGCCAUUUGACUCAUGCGGCCCACUACAGGCCCCCUGCCACAAGCCUGCAGGCCCACUGGCAAGGCUUGGUUCAGCCAGAAGCUUGUAUUACCUCCUGGAACACAGGUGUGCCCCUUGACCUCCUGCGGUUUAUUGGCAAGAAGUCUGUGGAGGUGCCUGAGGAGCUCCAGAUGCACAGUCACCUUCUGAAGAUGCAUGUGCAGUCUCGAGUGGAGAAAGUGAUGGAUGGAACAAAGUUAGACUGGGCCACGGCAGAAGCUCUUGCAUUGGGCUCAUUGCUUGCUGAAGGUUUUAAUGUCCGUCUGAGUGGCCAAGAUGUGGGCCGUGGAACUUUUAGCCAGAGGCACGCAAUGGUUGUUUGCCAGAGGACAGAUGACACUUAUAUCCCCCUGAACCAUAUGGACCCUAAUCAAAAGGGGUUUCUAGAGGUCAGCAAUAGCCCGCUGUCGGAAGAGGCUGUCCUGGGAUUCGAGUAUGGGAUGAGUAUUGAAAGCCCUAACCUGCUGCCCCUCUGGGAGGCUCAGUUUGGCGAUUUCUUCAAUGGCGCCCAGAUCAUCUUUGACACGUUCAUCUCUGGAGGCGAGGCCAAGUGGCUCCUCCAGAGCGGCAUCGUGGUCCUCCUUCCUCACGGGUACGACGGGGCUGGACCGGAGCACUCAUCUUGUCGAAUAGAGCGUUUCUUGCAGAUGUGUGACAGCACAGAGGAGGGUGUGGAUGGGGACACUGUGAACAUGUGCGUGGCUCACCCCACCACGCCCGCCCAGUACUUCCACCUGCUCCGGAGACAGAUGAUUCGGAACUUCAGGAAGCCCCUCAUCCUUGCUUCUCCGAAGACACUGCUCAGACUCCCCGCAGCUGUAUCAACUCUUCAGGAAAUGGCACCAGGAACAACAUUCAAACCGGUCAUUGGAGAUUCAUCUGUGGAUCCAAAAAAGGUUAAGAGUCUGGUGUUCUGCUGUGGCAAACAUUUCUAUGCCCUGAUGAAGCAAAGAGAAUCUUUGGAGGCCAGGAAGCAUGACUUUGCUAUCAUCCGAAUAGAAGAACUCUGUCCUUUCCCACUGGAUUCGCUGCAGCAAGAGAUGAGCAAAUACAAACACGUUAGAGAUGUUAUCUGGAGUCAGGAGGAGCCUCAGAACAUGGGUCCUUGGUUUUUUGUUUCUCCAAGGUUUGAGAAGCAACUGGCCUGCAAGCUCCGUCUUGUGAGCCGACCCGCGUUGCCUGUACCGGCUGUGGGAAUCGGCACCGUUCACCUACAGCAGCAUGAAGAAAUCCUCACUAAGACCUUCAACCCAUGAUGUCCUUUGAAGAAAUACUACUUCCUUGUAAGAAAACUGCCAUAAAAAGAAAGGCUUGUCUCCUCCACUUGCUAGGUACCAUGAAAAGAUUGUAUUGCUAGAAGACAUUGAGACUGGUGAGGGUGGAGUAGAGGUAAAUCUAGAAUACAUGGAACAGCCAAAGGAGUUGUUCUUUGAGACAUGAAUCCCACAAGUCACUUUCCUGCUUAAAUGUGUCAUAUGUUAGUUAUAUUGUUUUAGAUCAGAGUGAGUUGUAGAACUGGGUCCUGAACCAGAUGUCUUUAGACUCUCCUCUUUCUAAUUAACUGUAUGUACCCAGGAAAAGUUCUUGAGCAUGAAUUUAUUGCUUCAAGAAUCCCAUGGACAGAGGAGCCUGGGGGGCUAUAGUCCCUAGGGUCACAAAGAGCUGGACAUGACUGAAGUGACUUGCAAUUUUCUUUUUUGGGGUUGAUCAGGUCACUAUUGAAACACAACACACAUGCCAGGGGAAGUCCAAGGACAGCUCUGGAACAGGGGAAGACCCCAACAGUUCCCUAUACACGUACACCCAGGCAUAUAGUGUGAGCCAGGGUCCCACUGCUGUGUUUCCUCCAGAUUUUCUUAAUGCGUGUCACUUUCAUGAAUCUUCCCUUCUUUAUUCAAAGUCCUUGAGUACCUAUAUUUUAAUUUUAUGUCAUCUCUGGUGCUGCUUUCCAGCCACUGUGAAAAAUGUUUUAUCAAACACUACAGCAAAACUGUAUUAUUCCUGAUUUGUGUUCUUCAGGAUCACUAUUUUACCCAUUAUCCUUAAGUAUUAAAUACAAACUAUUAAAUACAAACCUCUGGGUGUAGGAUCCUUAGCACAUUAUUAUUGAAUUGUAGCUACAGUGAAAUUGAUUGGUGGUCUACUUUGCCAUAGUAUCUUUUUUGUCCCCUUAAUUAUUCUUGCCGCAAUACCUUAAUAUUUUUAAUUAACUCUGGGCGGUGUCUGAUAUGGGGAUUUCAUCCACUGGUUGAUCAGCCUCACCUCUAAAAGUCCCUGCUGUCAUAUGAUGUAUAUUUGUGGCACUUAAGGAUCACUUUGAUAGCGGGAACUUCUCAGUGUUAGGUGCUUCAGGGACUUCUAGAGAUCACCAAUCUAUUGCCUUAUUCGGAAAUUGUGCUUAGUACUGGAGAGUAUAACUAAACAUCAGCAAACUUCCUAGCUUUAUAUGGCUUGGUGCUGCAGAAACCACCAUAUACCAUUCUUGUGCCAUAAAACUGUUUUCUCAGAAAUGGGAGAGUACCUGAAGCCCUGGAAUACCCUCUCCACUUUUACUGGCAACUGUCAGUGUCUUUUAGAAUCAAUGUAUAGGUUGUUCGGGCCACAGCAGUAGAUUAGUGAUUCACAUCAUAAAUCAUGUAACUUAGUACCAUGAAUGUCAACCAAUAAAAUCACAAGGAUCUAUUUAAUAAGAAUGGUUAUCAAUGUUGUAUAUUAAACUAGAAAAAAAAAUAAAAGCACAGGGUCAUCUUUUUUUCAGAUCUCUUGAUUUCUUGAGUUAAAAUAUUUCAAAAGUCUAAGCACAAAAUUAGAUGAAAGACUAGAGUUUUUUUAAUUUAGAUCUUUCCAAAUGUCUCAACUUUACACCUCCCAAGUCUGUUUCUUGUUAAUCUCCAAGUUGAGCCAUGAGAUAUAUCUUCUGUAUCUUAACCUUCUUACUCUCAAUCAUCACUGCAACAUGCCUUAUUAUUUUGAAUUACCUUGCAGGUAGGGACUGUUAGUUCUCCGUAGCAAGAUGCCAAACCAGUUAAUUUUGGAAGACUUUUUAUUAAAGUAUAUUACUUUAGCGUUGCUCCCCUGCAUCUUCUCUGACUCAUAUGAAGAACCAGCUAUAAUGGAACAAAAAUAAGAAAUGAUCCUGUAAGAGUAGAAUGGUGUUUCCUCAAUAAAUAGUUUAUUGAA